AUGGAUUCCCAGCAGUUUCGGGAGUUUGGAAAAGCAGCCAUCGACUUUCUGGCUGAUUACUACGAUAACAUACGCGACCGAGAUGUAUUGCCCUCAGUCGAACCAGGGUACCUUAUCAACAAGUUGCCGAAAGAAGCGCCUGAACAAGCAGAAGAUUGGAAAACUAUUUUUGAACAUUUUACCGACAGCGUUGUCCCCGGAACAACAAGAUGGCAUUCGCCGCAAUUUCAUGCGUAUUAUCCCACGGGCACCUCCUUUGCUAGUAUCAUCGGAGGCUUAUUAGGAGAUGGCUUAGGAGUUGUAGGAAUUACUUGGAUGGCCAGUCCUGCGUGCACGGAAUUAGAGGUGGUCACUAUGAACUGGCUUGGACAACUUUUAGGUCUACCAAAAGAAUUCUUAAAUUGCUCUCCCGGUUCAGGUGGCGGUGUAAUCCAGGGCUCAGCCAGCGAGGCGACGCUCGUUUGUUUAUUGGCAGCUAAAGAUAAAAUGAUUCGUCGACUCAAAUCACUCAAUCCUGACAUAGACGAGGACUUGACUAAAAUUAAAUUUGUAGCAUAUUCGUCCGAUCAAAGCAAUUCGUCAGUGGAAAAAUCGGGCCUGCUUGGAAGUAUGAAAAUGAAGCUACUAAAAGCUGAUCCCAGCGGAAGACUACGCGGGCAUACGCUACAAAAGGCAUUUGAAGAAGACAUAGCGAACGGGCUUAUACCGUGCUAUGUUGUUGCUAAUUUAGGAACGACAGGAACCUGUGCUUUCGAUCCUCUAGAUGAGUUGGGUCCGAUUUGUCAGAAAUAUAAUGCAUGGCUACAUGUUGAUGCCGCUUACGCCGGCGCUGCUUUCAUUUGUCCGGAGUAUAGGCAUUUAAUGAAAGGAAUCGAAUACGCAGAUUCUUUCGAUAUUAACGCACACAAAUGGCUUCUAGUCCUCUUUGACUGCUCAACCAUGUGGGUGAAAGACGGAUAUGACUUAAUUAACGCCUUCGAUGUGCAAAGAAUUUACCUGGAAGACGUUAAGGCCGAAAUAAAGAUACCAGAUUAUCGACACUGGCAGAUGCCAUUGGGAAGACGGUUCAGAUCUUUAAAACUGUGGACAGUCAUGAAGUCGUACGGUGCUGAAGGCUUACGAAACCACAUACGAAGUCAAGUUGGUCUCGCUCAACACUUUGCGAAUUUGGUACAAGCAGAUGACAGAUUCAUAAUUGAGCCGGAACCGGCAAUGGGCUUGGUUUGCUUUAGGCUCAUUGAAGGAGACAAGAUUACAAAGAAAUUACUGAAUAACUUGACAGAAAAAAAGAAAAUAUUUAUGGUAGGCGCGUCCUGUAAGGGUCGUUUUAUUAUACGAAUGGUCAUUUGUUCACAGUUCACAACAAAAGAAGAUGUUGAAGUGAGUUGGAAGCUCAUUAAAGACGAGACUGAUACUUUAAUCACAUACGAAAAGGUGCAUAUGAAAUCUAUAACAACAAUGAAUGAAAAUAUAAAAAAUAUUAACAUGUGUGAGAAAUCCAAAUAG
Molecule: messenger RNA, 1506 nt
Organism: Leptosia nina
Lineage: Eukaryota; Metazoa; Arthropoda; Insecta; Lepidoptera; Pieridae
Source: the annotation of a GenBank genome assembly